Messenger RNA from Exophiala dermatitidis NIH/UT8656, 2439 nucleotides. RefSeq lists its product as uncharacterized. The record is from RefSeq and is a predicted model, not a curated record. The transcript has a single exon. The coding region runs from base 465 to 767 and encodes 100 amino acids. NCBI's taxonomy places the organism in Eukaryota, Fungi, Ascomycota, Eurotiomycetes, Chaetothyriales, Herpotrichiellaceae.
CUUCAAAGGAUGGUACUGUACACAAUGAGCAACGUCGAAUCGGCGCUCUGGGAGGAUCUGUUCUGAGUUCGACUGAACGAGUGGAAUUAGGAGACUAUGCGAUGAAACGAUGAAACGAGCGAAGUGGCGACGACGACGCGAAUGUUGGGAGUUUGCGACAAGAGUGUCUAAAAGUUGGUCUUGGAUUGCGUGGGGGAAUGAAUGGUGGCGUGGCAGUGCCUUACUACUACCACUGUAGUUGUCCCACUAUACCACAAGUAUCCUGAUCGAUCGAGUCCUGGAUCGACGUCCAAGUAACGACAACAAAACCGGCUUCCCUCCGGAUGUAACAGUUCGCCGUCACUUUUUACCAUAACCGAAUCCCAGCAUCUCCAUGUACUUCUGUGCUUUUCCUUCUCUCGAAAUCAUCUCAUCAAAAUUCGAUAUUUUUUCAAAAGUGUAAGUCUGCCCGUUCGACAUUCGAGAUGAUGGAGUACCCGUCGCGAAAAGACUUGGAGUUGGUGCUCGAUGCCGGAGAAGUGCGUCUGUCAAAUGCCUGGCCAGAAUGCUGGAUUGUCACCAUGUGCCCAAGCAAACGAAGGAGUGACUGUCUAAAUGCUAUGGUGGACAAGGUGGGUUUCGAACUUGGCCUGCUGUGUACCAGAGCGACCGCAAAGGACUCGGAGUUCGACGUCGAUGUCAGCAAUAUACGGGUUUAUGGCACUGGAAGGCAAAACGCCGCUGCUUACAUGAAUUUCGACUCCAUGCUUAUGAGGAAUGUUUUGUGACAGAUCUUACGUUGGACGAUGACCUGCGAACAGGAUCACUGGCGGAACGCCGAUAAGAAUUACCUGUUAUUACUCCAGCGCUUUCCGGACCCGUCAAGUGUGAUGCAGUGGUAACGAGUUCGACGCUUCAACGUCGCAAGACUGUCAUAUGAGAGGAAAUAGACCUCACUGCAUCCGUCGUGUCGCGUUUUCCUGCCAGGAGCAUCCAGAUCAAAUCUCUACCACCAGUUUCUUCGCACUGACUCCCUGAGCCAAGAAGUCAACAGCCUUCUGGAUAUCUUGCAAACCAUGUCCCACCACAUGCGCUAGAGGCAUACACUUGAUCCUGUCCUCAUCCAAUGCUUUUCCAAGCCAUGUCCACACCGACUUGCCCAGUCCGCCCGUCACAGCAUUGGCCGCGGCCGCAAAGUUGGUGGUAAUCCGAACCCCCUUGGUGGCUUUGGCCUCGGCGCCUGGCAUCACCGCCGCGACCAGUUUUCUUCCCUCGGACCGGUCCAGGAUGUCGCAGACUGCAGCGAGUGUGUCAUCGGUUGAGAUGGCGUCAAAGGCACCCACGAGCCGUUUGCCCUGUAAGUUACGCACAAUAUCAUCAAUCAUCUUCGGGUCGUGGUGAUCGAAGCAAAGCUUCGCACCGAGCGAUCUGACCAUGUCGUGGUUUUUCUUACUGGCGACUCCAAUUACCUCGUAGCCUGCAAGCGUGGCCAACUGGACACCACAUGAGCCAACGCUGCUGCUGGCGCCCCAGACCAACAAGGUCUCAGUUUCGGUCUCCUCUUCUUUCGCCGGACUCUCUUGGGUCCUGUUGCCGCUGGGCAGUCUCAGGCCCAAACACUCAGGCGCAAAAAGACAAGUCGCAGAAGUAUUAACCGCCAGCGGUAGAACCGUGGCAUCCUCGAGUUUUGUCGAUGCUGGGAUCUUGGUGACGAAUGGCACCUUCAGGACCACAUAUUCCUGGAACGCCGAGUAACAGUAUAGUUUUUUGUCGUUCUCCUUUCUUUUUGUCCUAAGUGGACUCGCCUGGCCUAUGACUCUAUCGCCCGUCGAAAAGGCGUGGGCCAACGAAGAAUGGACUUCCACCACGUCCCCGGCCACAUCGCACCCCAGGAUGGCAGGAUAAUCGUCGUCGCUGGCCAACAGGAGCCCUUUGGCUUGGAUCGCCACGUCAGCCGGGUUGAUUGCCACGGCGCGCGCGCGGAUGACCAGUUCAUCUGUUUCUGGAGCCGUGUAUGGCGCCACAUCGACCACCAUGGUCGGUGACUGGCGGGUUGGAAGCCAUGCGGCGUGGUUGGUGGGCGUGGGUGUGAGUGAGGACAUGAUCGAUAAGCGACAGGCGGCCCGGGGUCAAGUUGUCGUUUUGUUUCCUUCUUUUCUGAGCUGCAGUGGGUUGAUUCCUCCUCGAAGGUGUGCUUGCCGAAGGCAGGCAGGUCUGGAACAAACAAAUGCUAACAUGAGAUUGCAAAGACGGAGGGGCAGCAACUGUAGCUGAGAUCUACAACUUCGACAAGGAGGAGGCGAGGAUGAGCAACUAGUAGUAUCUGUAGCUACCUCCAGCUUCGGCUGUACACAGAGAUACAGUAUACUCGCAGACAGACAGACAAGGAUAUAUACCCACCAUACCUACCUACCGGUAUAUUUUUACCCUGAUAGUUAUGAUAUAUAUCGUCACAUCACA